Cheilinus undulatus (humphead wrasse) is the source of this 1311-nucleotide messenger RNA. RefSeq names its product serine and arginine rich splicing factor 3b (gene srsf3b). Gene Ontology annotation, biological process: mRNA splicing, via spliceosome. Lineage: Eukaryota; Metazoa; Chordata; Actinopteri; Labriformes; Labridae. Bases 166 to 663 code for a protein of 165 amino acids. The transcript has 6 exons. The record is from RefSeq and is a predicted model, not a curated record. Gene Ontology annotation, molecular function: RNA binding. Gene Ontology annotation, cellular component: nuclear speck.
UAACUAACCCCGCCCUCCCGGGAGCAACAAGCUAGUUACCCUCCUGACUAUCACUGGUCUUUUUUUUCCACCGUCACGCCAUUUUCAUCGACGACCGAGAGGAACAAGCCAGCGAGAGGAUCGCGGAUAGUCUACACUGUGAAUUGCAUACAUUAAGUUUCAGUCAUGCACCGUGACUGUCCUCUUGACUGCAAGGUCUAUGUUGGAAAUUUGGGCAACAAUGGGAACAAGACGGAGUUAGAGAGGUCUUUUGGCUACUACGGUCCCCUCCGCAGUGUUUGGGUGGCCAGAAACCCCCCAGGCUUUGCCUUUGUAGAGUUUGAAGAUCCCAGAGAUGCAACUGAUGCAGUACGCGAGCUUGACGGAAGGAAUUUGUGUGGUUGCCGGGUCAGAGUGGAGCUGUCAAAUGGUGAGAAGCGCAGCAGAGCCAGAGGCGCUCCCCCUUCAUGGAGCAGACGUCCCAGAGACCGAGAUGAUUAUAGGCGUCGUAGCCCACCACCUAGACGAAGAUCGCCACGCAGGAGGAGCUUCAGCCGCAGCCGAAGCAGGUCUUUCUCCAGAGACAGGAGGAGGGAGAGGUCCCUUUCACGGGACAGGAACCAUAAACCUUCGAGGUCUUUCUCACGAUCUAGGAGCCGCUCCAGGUCUGCAGACAGGAAAUAAGAGUGUCUGUGAGGCCUAAAGGGAGCUGAAGAUGAACGGUUUUACAAGCGUGGCCGUUUCGUUUGUUGGAUUUAAACCUGGCCAACAUGGUCAUUUUUGUGUUGAGUUUUUUUUAAACAAUCAAGCAUUUUAGUGUCCCUCCCCCUUUCUUGUUAUAGUUAUACUCAGUUACAUCAAGUGGGUGUGUUCAAGUGUGAAGUCACGUCCAUCUUGUCUGUCCUGAAACAUUUGUGCCACCCAGCAUUCCAGUUUACCAGUUAAUCUCUUAAGAGCUUUGGUUUGUCAAUGAAUGUACUGUGUAGUUUGACGUAGUGUUAGUAGUUCCUCAUUUUUUUCCAUUGUGUAAACGCCAGCAUUUUGUUUUUUCUUUUUAAAGGAAAGGAUGGGAUGGUUUAUAACUGCAGUCCCUCCUAUUGAUUGUCUCUAAAUCCAACCUAUUUUCAUUGUGCUACUUUCUUACUUCAUACUGAAGGUUUCUGUCAGUUUGUGGUUGGUUGUGAUAAAUGCACCCCCUAAUUCAAAAUGCAAAAAUAGAGCAUUGAGUUAUAAGGUGUACUGAACACACAGUUUAAUUUUUGUCUUUGAAAUUUUCUUUUGUUUGAUACUCUGUGAAAUGGUCUCGAUUAAAAUUCUGGUUGCUCAAAAAUA